CCCACCAAUCACGCCUGUGCGCCUCGAAAGCCCCUUUUUAGCAGGACUCCAAAUCCCCGCCUCCCCUGCCCUUGCUCCCCCGCCUCCGCCCAACGGCCCCAGUGAUUGACAGGCAGGCCGGGCGGAAGCUGCGGCGCAGGCGCCCUGGCUCCUUAGACCUCCCCUCUGGCCGGGUCGAGGAGUUCCCAGCAGACACUGCGCCGCGGCUGCGCAGUACACGGGAGGCUUUUAAUUCCAUUGUGGAGAGGACGGCGUUAUUUUUAUUAACUGGAGGCGACGGCGGCUGCGGCGGCGGCGGGACCCCCAGGCCUCCUCCGGGGUAUGAAAAUCGGCAGUGGGUUCCUGAGUGGCGGCGGAGGUACCGGCAGUAGCGGUGGUAGCGGCUCCGGCGGCGGUGGUAGUGGCGGCGGCGGCGGCAGCAGCGGCAGGAGGGCAGAGAUGGAACCCACCUUUCCCCAGGGUAUGGUUAUGUUCAACCACCGUCUUCCCCCGGUCACCAGCUUCACCCGGCCGGCGGGGUCGGCCGCCCCACCCCCGCAAUGCGUGUUAUCCUCCUCUACCUCCGCAGCCCCGGCCGCUGAGCCCCCCCCUCCGCCAGCCCCGGACAUGACUUUCAAGAAGGAGCCGGCGGCGUCAGCCGCGGCCUUCCCCUCGCAGAGGACCUCCUGGGGGUUCUUGCAAUCUUUGGUUAGCAUCAAACAGGAGAAACCCGCGGAUCCUGAGGAGCAGCAGUCCCACCACCACCAUCACCACCACCACUAUGGGGGGCUGUUCGCUGGAGCUGAAGAGAGGUCUCCAGGCCUAGGAGGCGGUGAAGGGGGGAGUCACGGCGUCAUCCAGGACCUCAGUAUUCUCCACCAGCAUGUCCAGCAGCAACCAGCCCAGCACCACCGUGACGUAUUACUCAGCAGCAGUAGCAGGACUGAUGACCACCAUGGCACUGAGGAGCCAAAGCAGGACACUAAUGUCAAAAAGGCAAAAAGGCCAAAGCCAGAAUCUCAGGGAAUCAAAGCCAAGAGGAAGCCAAGUGCAUCUUCCAAACCUUCUUUGGUUGGAGAUGGAGAAGGUGCCAUCCUCUCCCCAAGUCAGAAACCUCAUAUCUGUGAUCACUGUAGUGCUGCUUUCCGAAGCUCCUAUCACCUGCGGAGACAUGUCCUCAUUCAUACAGGAGAAAGACCUUUCCAGUGCAGCCAGUGUAGUAUGGGUUUCAUUCAGAAAUACCUACUACAGAGACAUGAGAAAAUUCAUAGUAGAGAGAAGCCAUUUGGAUGUGAUCAGUGCAGCAUGAAGUUUAUUCAGAAGUACCAUAUGGAGAGACACAAGAGGACACAUAGUGGAGAAAAGCCAUAUAAGUGUGACACUUGCCAACAGUAUUUUUCAAGGACUGAUAGAUUGUUGAAGCACAGGCGCACAUGUGGUGAAGUCAUAGUUAAAGGAGCCGCUAGUGUAGAACCUGGGUCAUCAAACCAUAACAAUAUGGGUAAUCUGGCUGUGUUGUCUCAGGGAAAUACAAGUUCUUCAAGGAGAAAAACAAAGUCAAAAAGCAUAGCUAUUGAAAAUAAGGAACAGAAGACCGGUAAAACAAAUGAAUCGCAAAUUUCAAAUAAUAUAACCAUGCAGAGUUACUCAGUAGAAAUGCCUACCGUGUCUUCCAGUGGAGGCAUAAUUGGCACUGGAAUAGAUGAACUGCAGAAAAGGGUGCCAAAAUUGAUCUUUAAGAAAGGAAGCAGAAAGAAUACAGAUAAAAACUACCUUAACUUUGUGUCACCAUUACCAGACAUAGUAGGACAGAAAUCCUUGUCUGGAAAACCAAGUGGCUCACUUGGCAUAGUAUCAAAUAAUAGUGUGGAGACCAUUGGUCUUCUCCAAAGUACAAGUGGCAAACAAGGUCAGAUAAGUAGUAAUUAUGAUGAUGCCAUGCAGUUUUCAAAGAAAAGAAGAUAUUUACCAACUGCCAGCAGCAACAGUGCCUUUUCUAUAAACGUAGGACACAUGGUCUCCCAACAGUCUGUCAUUCAGUCUGCAGGUGUCAGUGUUUUGGACAAUGAGGCACCAUUGUCACUUAUUGACUCCUCAGCUCUAAAUGCUGAAAUUAAAUCUUGUCAUGACAAGUCUGGAAUUCCUGAUGAGGUUUUACAAAGUAUUUUGGAUCAAUACUCCAACAAAUCAGAAAGCCAGAAAGAGGAUCCUUUCAAUAUUGCAGAACCACGAGUGGAUUUACACACCUCAGGAGAACACUCAGAAUUGGUUCAAGAAGAAAAUUUGAGCCCAGGCACCCAAACACCUUCAAAUGAUAAAGCAAGUAUGUUGCAAGAAUACUCCAAAUACCUCCAACAGGCUUUUGAAAAAUCCACUAAUGCAAGUUUUACUCUUGGACACGGUUUCCAAUUUGUCAGUUUGUCUUCACCUCUCCACAACCACACUUUGUUUCCAGAAAAACAAAUAUACACUACGUCUCCUUUGGAGUGUGGUUUCGGCCAAUCUGUUACCUCAGUGUUGCCAUCUUCAUUGCCAAAGCCUCCUUUUGGGAUGUUGUUUGGAUCUCAGCCAGGUCUUUAUUUGUCUGCUUUGGAUGCUACACAUCAGCAGUUGACACCUUCCCAGGAGCUGGAUGAUCUGAUAGAUUCUCAGAAGAACUUAGAGACUUCAUCAGCCUUCCAGUCCUCAUCUCAGAAAUUGACUAGCCAGAAGGAACAGAAAAACUUAGAGUCUUCAACAGGCUUUCAGAUUCCAUCUCAGGAGUUAGCUAGCCAGAUAGAUCCUCAGAAAGACAUAGAGCCUAGAACAACGUAUCAGAUUGAGAACUUUGCACAAGCGUUUGGUUCUCAGUUUAAGUCGGGCAGCAGGGUGCCAAUGACCUUUAUCACUAACUCUAAUGGAGAAGUGGACCAUAGAGUAAGGACUUCAGUGUCAGAUUUCUCAGGGUAUACAAAUAUGAUGUCUGAUGUAAGUGAGCCAUGUAGUACAAGAGUAAAGACACCCACCAGCCAGAGUUACAGGUAAGGUCCCAAAAGUGGCCAGGCUGGAGGUCUUCUAAUGUAAUUUUGUUUUAUUUUGAGAACACUGCCAUUGGAAUGUUUCUACACGAUCCUAUUAAGAAUAAUGUGAUGCCCUUUCAAUGCAACUUUUCAUAUUUAGUUUAUUUUGUUAGCGUGAUUUUAGCUCUGUUUGUAUUAUGAUUUUUAAUCAAAAUCAAUAGAUUAAAAAUAGUUUGACAUUCAAAGUGACAAUGUUUAGCAAUCAAAUUUACAUGUAUAGAUCGUCAGGGAAUAGCCCAAAUGUUUUAAACGCAAAAAAAAAAAAAAAAGACAAAAAAACAACAAAAAAAAAACCUACAAAAAAAACUUUGUUGCUAGGAUUAAGGUUAUUCUAAUUGCUUUACUCUCAGGAAAGUGUAAUAACGCAUGGGAAUUCUGUACGUUAUCACUGUAAUGGAAUAUCCAAUUUACAGAUAGUAUGAUAUACAUUUUAUCAUUUAAGUAAGGGAUCGAAAACAUUUCAAAUUGCUCUGUCUGGGCUGAUAGACAUUUCGUCAUUUAAGUAAGGGAUCGAAAACAUUUCAAAUUGCUAUCUCCAUCUGGGCUGAUCCAAAAUUCUGAGAUUGUUGGCUACCUGUAUUUUGUUGCAGCUUUUAAAUGUACUCUGAACUUCCAAACCACAUUCAUUCCAGCCUGGUAGAACAAAUAUUCUUGGAUCUUUGAUCAAAGCCUGGAAUGAUAGCUUUAAUAAAAGAAGGAAAAAAAAAAAGCACCCUCUCUUGAUCUCAACUGUAACAAGGCUGUAAUUCCAUCAAGCGAUUCUACUGACAUCUAGUACAGUGUUGAAGCCCGUGGUUGGCUGGUUCCAGUAUUAGAACUCAAGUUGAAAUUAUAUGAUUAACUGAAAUUUGGGGCAUGCAUUAUUUAUUAUACAUGGCCUAAAAGGGUUCUGUCUGCGCUGUUACGUAUUACCUACACUUCUGGGUUUUUUUGUUCUUGUUCUCAGCCUCUCUUUAAGAUUUCUUGGGCCUUCCUUUUCCCUCUUUCUAUUUUAACAGUUUUAAUUUUAGAACCAUUUACAUUCCAGUAGGUAAUUCACUAUGCGCUUUAUAUGCCUUAGGGCAUCCAAAUAAAAAACAAUAGGGUAAACAUCCCCAAAACCCACCUUUAAAAAAAAAAAACCCAUACAGAUUUCCAUAUGUAAUAAAACCCCAUGUUCUUGGAUAGAUAUUAAUAAGGUUGUAAUUCCAACUGGUGACAUAACUCCUGUGAGGGAUAAGAAUGUGUCUGCUUAUAGUAAUAACAUCAGAACCUCUUUGUGAAAUUGCGGCCUUUAAUGUACAUUUUAAUAAAAGGGUGCAUUAGUAUUGUACAGGGGUCUUGUAAAGUCAAAACUUGCUAUGAACUCUAAUUGCCAUUUGAAGCUACUGAUUGGCAGUGGCUCUACUCUAAAACUGCUUUUUAGCAAUUGUAUUUUUUUCCUGAUUAUAUUUUUUAAUGUACUUUGAUGUUUAUGCUGAUGAGUUUUUUAUGUACUUUUGGUGAUGUUUCAGUCUUAUGUACUCUUCUGACGUCAGAAAAGUACCACUGGUUGUUUGCAGUCUUAUUGUGUAAUCAGCCUACCGCAGGCUUCCAUGUAUAAUAAAGUAAUUAAUAUUGUGCAAGUGUAAAACACUUCUAUUAUAAAAGCAGUGUUUGGAAAAUAAGAAAUAUUAAAAAUGGUUACAAAGUAUUAGUUAAUUUCCUUUUCCCACUUUCCUCCCUUUAGCUUUAGCAGCUAAAGGGUCACCAACUUGUCAUUGCAAGAUUCUUAGAAAAUGUACUUAAUCUUAAAUACACUCAGUACUAAAAAGUGUUUAUUUCUUACUUCAGUAAGUGCGGUAAGUUCUAUUGAGUACAGAGUACAAGCUGUAAUCAAAGGAUGGAGAGGACCUUUACCACUGUAUCUCUUAAGCUGUAUGAUUUUUCUCCAGUUUGUUUUUUACAGGUUUUGAAUUUCUUUAACUUUUAUUGUGUGUACUGAAUACUGCAUAUGUAUUAUUCUGAUUGUUUGCUCUAGUUUACUACCAAUAAAAGUCCUGUUAAUCACAAGAUUGAAGAAAGGAGAUAUUACUUAAUAUCCAGUAACGUUUUUCAGAAUUUUCUAUUAACAUUUUCUAAAAUAUUCACAUCUGUGGUAUAACCUGCAGUUUAGAGGCUUGUAUUUUAAUUGUAUUUUUUUAACUUAGGUAUUUUGUGUUUCUAGGUUUAUUUUAGUUGAAAAUGGACUCAAGGCCAGGAGUGGUGGCUCACGCCUGUAAUCCUAGCACUUCGGGAGGCCAAGGCGGGUGGAUUGCCUGAGCUCAGGAGCUCGAGACCAGUCUGGGUAACACAGUGAAACCCCGUCUCUACUAAAAUACAAAAAAUCAGCUGGGUGGGGCGGCGUGUGCCUGUAGUCCCAGCUUCUCGGGAGGCUGAGGCAGGAUAAUUGCUUGAACCCAGAAGGUGGGGAGGUUGCAGUGAGCCAAGAUUGUGCCACUGCACUCCAGCCUGGGCGACAGAGCAAGACUCCGUUUCAAAAAAAAAAAGAAAGGAUUCAAAUUUACAUAAUAUUAAAUUUUUGUUCUUCCAUAUUGCUGUGCACCUAAAACAUAUUCAAUGUUCAUAAAAUAUUCAGUUUUAUGACAUGAAAACAUUCAACAUUUUAUGAACAUUGAAUACUUUAUGAAUGUUGAAUAUGUUUUAGGUGCAUAAUAUGGAAGAAUAGAAAUUUAAUAUUAUAUAAAUCAAUGUUUUCUUGAAAUUGGGUUAGCCAUCCUAAUAUUACUCCAGAGAAAUUAUUUAUUGAGGCUUUAUUUUAAAUCAGAUUCCAAUAUCUUCUGGUUUUAGGUGCAUCCUUUUUUGCCUCAAAAAGGUUGUAAAAUACUAUGGCACCAGUUUUGGGAAAAAAACUUUUUACUUAAAAAGUUGUGAUAAAGUGACAGUAUGAUUUAGAUUACAACGGUCUUGAGCAUUUUAGUUGGGAUGAAGGUAUUAUUAAAUCAUAGCAAUGUUUUAAAAUGUUGAGAGUAUAAGUAUUAGAAGGAAAGAGCUAAACCUAUAAAUAAUGGAGAUGCAGAAACUGAAAAUUAGUAAAUAUGUAAUAUAUUAGUAAACUUAUAAGUAUGAAGGAGAAAAAGAUCAUAAGACAUUUGUGUUUUGAAAUUUAGUGGCUACAGUGUUGAGGAAUUGGGAAUAAAUAUAUUAAAGGGUAGAAUAGGUCUUUGAGGCUUUGUUUUCUUUUUAGUAUAUGAUAGUAUUACAGGAAAUCAUAAAGAUAUUAAGUAUAAGCAUGGAUUUCUCUGUAGAGAUUAUCUGUACUGGCGAGUCUGUGAUUAGGAAAUGUCAGUUUUUGUUUGUUUUGCCCAAGUGUAUUUCCUAGAUUUGGUCUUUUUCUUGAACAAGAGUGCUAAGCAGAAUCUCUGAUUCUGUAUUGAAAUCCAACUUUUGAUUUCUUUGCACAGGUGACUUAUUCUCUGUUCUAGAUUAGCCCUAACAGAUUGAUUUUUUUUUUUUUAACCCAUCCACCUGCCUUUGUUUCUUCUGUGGAAUGUCUGUCUCUGAAUAUGAUCAUUUUAAAAUUAAGGUUUUUUUUUACUUUUAAGAAGUUAAGAUAUGAAGUAGGAAACAAUGCUUUUGGAUUUCUGUUGUGCUACUGGAAAUUCAGAAUAAGGACUACCAUAAUUUAGCAAUUGCUGGUCAGUAUUUUUGAGGUAAUUUAAUAAUGGGAACAGUGGAAAAACAUCUAUAAUUUUUAGCGUGUUUUUAAAAAGUUGCAAACUGAUACAAAUAUUUCUACUUUAGUUUUCUGUAUUAUGCUCAUCAGAUGAGAGAGGCAAAAGUUUGUAUUCAUUCCUGUCAUCUGGCAUUUUGUAAUUACUUGCCAUUAGUAGCAUUUAAGCCUGAACUGGGUGACAGUUUGAGCAAUAUGGUUUCAUGAGGUCACAUGGAAUUUUUACCUUCCAAAUUCAUAGGCUCUUGUUAAGCAGAAGAACUUCCCUCACCAAAAAUAGUUUCUGAACUUCUACUUUUAGAGUAAAACAUACCUGAAGACUAUCAUUUUCUGAGUUUUAUGGUCUUUGUGUUUUCUAUGAUACAUACUGAUAGGAUUUCAUUUUUAGAAUGUGAUGCAAGACUCCUUUGUUAGUGCUAUGAUAGGAUCCAUGCGUCAUGUUGCGUGAGGUUAUGUCAGUAAUGUUCCAUGAAUAUUUUGUUAUGGGAUCCCUCCUGGUAUUUAAGAAGAGGGAUCUGUGGUGGUUUACCAAUCUGCUUGUACCCUUCAUGAAAUGAUAAACAAUUACUGAUAGAUAGUGAGGGAAAAUAUUGUAUUCUCAUUAUUUUUUUUAUAUCCUUGGUAACAUUUAAAAUGAACAGUAGGAUGAACACAGCAUCUUAGAAUUCUGUUAUCUUAUGCUUGACUGUAUUUGAGUGUGACUAAUUUAGACUAUAUUUAAAUUCUUUAUGAAUUUUUGGCUUACUCAUACAAGUCCAGCGUAACAUUUUUUUUGGGUCACAGACUCUGGGUACCCGAUAUAAUUGAUGGCCCCCCGUCCCCUGUACGUUAGCAGAGAUAUAUCAACAAAUGAAAAUGUGCAAGCCAGUCUACAUGCUCACAAGACCUCCUCCAACUUUGAAAUAAAUUCUUAGUUAUGGACCCUAGGUUAAGAAUUUAGAAGACAUCCUAAAUAUUGAAAUUUGAUUGUAUAGAUAAGUAGGAAGUUAAAACCUAAGAAAAUCAUCAAAUAUUAGGGGUGCUUCUGAAUUGAUUUAUCUGCAGUUUAACUACUUAGCAUUUAUGGAAUGCAUUUAGUUUACAAAAAGCCAUAGAGUUUUAUGAUAAGCUGGUCAAGUAAUUAGUUGAAUAGAUUUUAUAAUUCUUUGCACUUCUCAUCUGAUAAUAACUACCGUAUAGGUAGUAGACUUGACAGUAGUUCAGUAUUUUCUGUUAACAGAGUUGUGUUUAUAACAAUUACAGUCAACUACUGUGGUUCUUCAGUUGCACAGAGUAGCUUUUGGCAAAAGUGAAAAAACCUACAACCAACCUACAUCUUUUUACCUACGAGGAAUAAUAUUGAGUUCUUAAUAACAGACUAUAUUUCAUUAUAGCCUGUGUGUGUGACUAGCUAGGUUGAAAUGUACUGUGCAUGAUAAGCCUUGUAAAGCAAGUUAUAUGUUGAAAUUAGUAUCUUGGGAAGUGUAGAUAGAUAGCUGGAGAAAAAUGUAAUGAUUUGGAGCUUGUACUCCAGAGGGGAAAAUGUAUUUCCCGUGUUUAUAGAGAAUAGAAGAAUAAUGGGCAGGGGUUGAAUGUAAAGGGAAUUAAGGGAUAUCUUAGAAUGGAGAAGAAAAGGAAUAGAUUUUGAAGGAAAAUAUCAUACACAUUCCGUACUCAGUCACAUUUGGAAAAUAGGGAAUAUAAAAUUUACUCCAAUAUUAACUGUUAAAAGGGUAAAGAGGAUCUUUAGCUGGAAAACUGUUCUGAUUUUGUCAUUCUUUCAGUUCAGACUUAUUUCAGUACUUUGGUUUGUUAUGAACUUUAGAACUAUUGUGGAGCAAUUAAUAAAUAACUCUUAACAGACAA
Messenger RNA from Gorilla gorilla gorilla (western lowland gorilla), 8574 nucleotides. RefSeq names its product zinc finger protein 281 (gene ZNF281). Bases 322 to 3003 code for a protein of 893 amino acids. The transcript has 2 exons. Lineage: Eukaryota; Metazoa; Chordata; Mammalia; Primates; Hominidae. The record is from RefSeq and is a predicted model, not a curated record.